Molecule: messenger RNA, 4797 nt
Organism: Effrenium voratum
Lineage: Eukaryota; Dinophyceae; Suessiales; Symbiodiniaceae
Source: the annotation of a GenBank genome assembly
CCUGGAAGCAGUUCCUUUCCGAUGAGCAACUCAAAUGGCUGAGCCAUGUCGGCUUCGACGCCUGCUCUGUCGUUUCCCGUAGCCUUGGCGGGGGCAGCUGGCCUGGCGCUGGGCUUUGCUGUAGCCAGGCUUUUGCCGCGCAGAGCAUCAAGAGGCGAAGGUUCCGAGGCGAGCGAUGAGCGUCCAGGCGCCGAGCCCUCCUCACCCGGCGCCUCGCCCGCCUCGCCCGGCGCUGCCUCGCCUGCCGGUGGCGCUGCCAAGCGCGAGGUGAUCUGCCGGGAGGCGCUCAGCUGGAUCCGGGAGCAGGAGACCUUCCCGCCAGGGUCGAUGGUGUUCACCUCCCUGCCGGACAUCUCGGAAGUGGUGGAGUUCGCGCCCCGCUUCGAGGACUGGGAGGCGUUCUUCGGCGAGGCGGCGGCGGCGGUCCUGGCGGCGCUGCCCGGAGGGGCGGUGGCGGUGUUCUACCAGACGGACGUGCGGGUGCCGGGACUGGGCCAGGUGAGCAAAGCCCACCUGGUGCUGUCCGCCGCGCAGAAGGUGCCUUCGGUGCGCCUGAAGUGGCACAAGAUCUGCCACUCGGGCAGCUCCCGGCCCACUUGGAAUGCCUUGCAGUUCAGCCACCUGCUGUGCUUCGCCAAAGGGAGCGACAGCCAAGCGCGGGUGGGUGUCAAAGGCGCCCCGCUGGAUGAGGUCCAGGACCUGGGCUCCACCAUCCCGGACGUCUUGGAGCGGGGGCCGAAGCCCGCGGGUCUCCGAAAGGGCGCCUGCUGCAUGGGCAGCAACGCCACCGCCGAAGUGAUCAAGUGGGCGAAGCGGCGUCUGCCAGGCCUCCGCGUGGUCAUCGACCCCUUCUGCGGCGCUGGCACGGUGCUUGCGGUGGCCAACGAGUUUGGGCUGGAUGCCGUUGGCGUCGACAUUUCGCCCAAGCGCAUCAAGCAGGCGCGACAGCUCCAAGGUGCGCCGCUGCUUGCCUCCUGGCAGCCCGUGAGAAGCCUUGAGCGCCGCGUGUCGCGGGCGAGAAAAAUGGUGCGAGACCGCCUAAGGGCCGGCCUGCACCCGCUGUACUCGGGGCAGUCGAUGCUGACAUUCGAGGGCGAGCAGUUCCAAGGUGCGGACUCGAUCGUGCAGAAGAUCAUGAGCUUGCCCUUCACGAAGGUGCAACACCAGAUCGUGAAGUGUGACUGUCAGCCCACCCCCAAUGAUGGCGUGGUGAUUUUCGUCACCGGGAACCUGCUAGUGGAUGACAACGCCAAUCCGCUGAAGUUUGCUCAAAUAUUCCAGCUCCUGAAGGGGCCGACUGGGAACUACUACUGCCACAACGACAUGUUCCGGCUGAACAUCGGCUGCUUUCAGUUUGGGGGUGACCUGGAGGAGAUGCAGGCACAGACUCUGCCAGCCACUGCCCCCGUAGCUGCUGGGAAGGCUGGCUUGCAAGCCAAUGUAAAGCUCGAGGCCUUCAAGAAGUCCAUCGAGAGCCACAAAGACAAGCGAUUCAACAACUACCGGGAGCGGUGGUCGGAGUCGCAGAAGUUGAGCGACCAGCUGCGAUCUCAGGACAUUCCGGAGGAGCAGAAGGAAGUCAUCAAGAAGAACUAUGCGGCUCAGCAGGAUGCAUACUGGAGAGACAGCCGCAAAGAGAUCACCAUCAGCGAUUUUGAGCUCCUCAAGGUGAUCGGGACCGGCGCCUUCGGGAUCGUUCGGCUAUGCCGGCACAAGGGCACCGGAGAGAUUCGUGCCAUGAAGCAAAUGAGCAAAAAGGAGAUGGUCUACAAGAACCAGGUUCAGCACGUCAACGCUGAGAAGGAUGCGCUGAGCGUGGCAAAGGAUGAUUGGGUCAUUGGCCUACACUACACCUUCCAAGAUGACACCUACCUCUACAUGGUCAUGGAUUACUUGCCUGGCGGCGAUCUCAUGACGCACCUCAUGCGGAAGGACACCUUCACGGAGGAGGAGACGCGGUUCUACAUUGCGGAGCUGGUUGAGGCCAUCGACUACAUCCACACGAACUUGCACUACAUUCACCGUGACAUCAAGCCGGACAACAUCCUCUUUGACAUCGACGGCCACAUCCACUUGCUGGAUUUUGGCCUUUGCAAGUACCAGCCGCCGGAGCCUUCGCAGGGUGCAGGAGCCGGCGGGAUGCCGCUGACGGAUCCCUGCCCGUCCUCCAACUGGAAGGCGCGGCACCCCCCGCGGGAGAAGAUGCAAUCCGUGGUUGGUACGCCAGACUACAUGGGUCCGGAGGUGUAUCGGAAGGCCCCCUACGGCAAGGAGUGCGACAUGUGGUCUCUGGGGAUCAUCAUGUUCGAGAUGCUCUUCGGGGGCCCGCCAUUCAGCGAUGAGUGCCACGAUCCCUCGGUGACCUCCGGCCGCGUCAUGCACUGGCGGCGGUGGUUCAAGAUACCGCCGGACCCCAAUGUGAGCCAAGAGGCGCGGGACUUGCUCCGCGGCCUCAUUUGCGACCCUGAGGAUCGUUUGAUCGCCGACCAGAUCCGGCGCCACCCCUUCUUCCGGGGUUUGGACUUCAAGAAGCUGCGGUCGAUGAAUCCGCCGAUCAAGCCUGUUGUCAAGGGUCCUUUGGACACUUCCAACUUCGACGACUUCAGCGGAGUGGACGAGAAGUUUGUGAUUGCCAAGGAGAGGCACAAGGUGACGGGGGAUCGGGUCUCCAACGCGGCGUUUCAUGACUACGGAUACCGGCGCGAUUUGGAGGCGAAGAAGCCGUCGAUCUCGGCAGCGCUGAGUUCAGCGAGUGUCGUGGCCAAGCAGGAUGCCAUGGCCGCGGCCAUGUCGCAACCGGCGGACCAGUUGGCCACCUUGCCGGUGGCGCCGGCGUACGCAGGGGUGCCGCAGCCCGGAAGGGACCGCAUCAUGACGGCGCCGGCGGUCGCAGGCGAUGGAUGGUAUGUCCAGGGUGACUGGUAUUGCAAGCAGCCCAGACUGGUUGUUUGCCUGGCGGCCCUGGGCAUUUGUGCCCAUGUCUUCCUCAGACCCGUCGACCAAAGACGUGUGAGCCAGCGAUCGCGCCGAGUGGCGCGGGGUGCCGAGGGCGAAGGGGACUGGAGGGAGUUCCGGGCGCGGCUGGUGCAACAGGAGCUCAGCAGAGAAGCGGAGGUGGACGCCAUCUCGUUGAAGAAGGCGGAGCAGUGGGCCUAUGAGAGUCCCAUCAUCGAGCAGGGCUCCAUCCUGCUGUCGGCGCCCAGCGACCACUUCUGCAUGAACCAGCAGUACUUCCACAAGAACGUGAUCUUCCUGGUGCGACACAGCGAUGAGUUCACCAUGGGGGUGAUCCUGAACCGACCCACCGCCUUGAGCACCAACGACAUUGAGUCGGAGGCGGCCCUCGGUUUCUCCCAGGAAAUGGACGACUGGAACGUGUGGUGCGGCGGCGAUUGCCAGGGUAUCAACGACCGCGGCAGCCGGGUGCCCUUGGAGUACUCGGUGCUCCAUGGCAUGGAGCAGCUCGCGGAAAGCUCCCAGACCAUCACCCAGGGCGUCUACGCCAUCGAGCUUGACAAGGCCAAAGAGCUGGUAGCGGCAGGGGAGGUGGACAAGGACGACUUCUUGCUGCUGGUGGGGUACUGCGGCUGGGCCAGCGGGCAGCUGCAGGGGGAGUUGGACCGGGGGGAUACCUGGACCAUGGCCUCCGUGGACCCCCGGUCCCUGCUGGGCCAACUGCGGGACGAGCAGGCGGCGCUGCGGAAGCGCUUGAGCGCCGCGGAGCACGGGGACGUCUUCACCUCCAACGACGUGGGGGAUGGCCUGGACAUGUGGGAGCGCCUGUACCGGGCGCUGGGACCAAAGUAUGAGCAGAGGCUCACAGACUUUGAAGCCACCGGGGAGAAUGAGCAUGCGGACGAGAUGCUGCGCACGUGGAUCAACCGCUGCCUCAUCCCCCAGCAGUACAAUGUGGAGAAGGAGGUGCCUGAGGGGGAGGAGAGCAGCUUGAUCCCCAACGGCGCGGUGCUGCGGGGCUCGGCCAGGCACUGGCUCCUGGGCAAGCCCACAGAGGCCAAGAUCUUCCACCCGCAGGACUUCCUGCCGGCGCAGUACUUCCACAAGGCGGUGGUGCUGGUGAUCAAGAACGAGCUGAGCGGGGUGCUGCUGGCGCUGCUCAACGGCCCGGUGGUGCACACCAAGUCCCAAAUCACCUGGGGCGGCCCCCAAGGAGCAGGGGUCACGUACGAGGUGCAGGACGAAGAGAAUAACUUGAAGGGCUUCUUCCAGGGCUUCACGGUGCUGCACGGCAUGGGCACCUUGGAGCGCCUCGUGGAGCUGGGCGCGUUGGAGCUCACCGAGGCCAGCCUCCAGGAGCUGCUGAGUGUGGAGCCCGAGGAGCGGUGGCGAGCGGCGGGGGGGCAUCUGAGGACGCUGAGGGAGACGGAGCUGGCGCAGCUGGGGGACAAGCAGCGGAGGAAGUGGUUCAAGCGCUUCCUGGACCUGGUCACACUCGCAUAUGGCCAUGAGCUCAUGGAAGUGGACUCAGUGCUUUUCGAGAGAUUUCUGAAGGCCCGGCCGUUUCUGCUGUCGACUUUUGCCCGAGUCUCCGCCAGAGGCCGGCCCAAUGGCCCGGGCAUCCAGGCGGGUCGGGUAGGACAGCCAGCGAGACCCAUGGGCGUGGUGCCUGUGGGCCAUGUGGGCCAUGUGGGCGCGGUGCCUAUGGGCUAUGUGGGUCAGGGCGGCUUCUCUCCCCAGAUGCUGCCGCAAAUGAUGCCCGGGCAGCCGUUGCAGCAGAUGAGCUGCCCCGCAGACUUGCAGCAUUGCCUGCCAAGGUCUGGGCAUCCUCAUGGAAUGUGA